AUGUCUUUGAAAGAUCCAUUUCAAGUCAACAUUCCUUGGAGGAAUAAUAAUUUCAGUCUUUCCAACAGAGAUCCUCCACUGUCGGACCAAGGGGAAACCAUAAUAGGAGUGUACCUGUUGGUGCUAGGCUGGCUGUCGUGGUUUGGCAACAGUAUCGUCAUCUUCGUUCUGUACAAGCAGAGGGCAUCCCUUCAGCCAACAGACUACCUGACCUUAAACCUGGCCAUAUCCGACGCCAGUAUUUCUGUGUUUGGCUACUCCCGCGGGAUCAUCGAGAUCUUCAACGUUUUCAAGGACGAUGGAUAUCUGAUCUCCUCCAUUUGGACUUGCCAGGUGGAUGGGUUCUUCACAUUGGUUUUUGGCCUUGGCAGCAUCAACACCUUGACCAUCAUCAGUAUCACAAGAUACAUCAAGGGGUGCCAUCCCAGUAAAGCUCGCUGCAUUACCAAUACAACUGUAGCAAUGUGCCUGGUUUUCAUUUGGAUUGGGGCGGUGUUUUGGUCUGGAGCGCCUCUUCUGGGCUGGGGAAGUUACACAGAUCGUGGAUAUGGAACCUGUGAAAUCGACUGGGCCAAGGCCAACUACUCCACAGUCUACAAGUCCUACAUCAUCUCUAUCCUCAUCGCCUGUUUCGGCAUUCCUGUCAUCAUCAUGCUAUUCUCCUAUGUGUCCAUCAUCAAUACAGUGAAGCGCGGCAAUGCCAUGUCUGCUGAGGGAGACCUGACAGACAGGCAGAGGAAGAUUGAAAGAGAUGUCACCAUUGUCUCAAUAGUCAUCUGCACAGCUUUCAUCUUGGCAUGGUCGCCUUACGCAGUGGUCUCCAUGUGGUCUGCAUGGGGCUUCCAUGUCCCCAGCCUCACCAGCAUCUUCACACGCCUCUUCGCCAAGUCGGCUAGUUUUUACAACCCUCUCAUCUACUUUGGUCUGAGCUCCAAGUUCCGCAAGGACAUUGGCAUCCUGCUACCAUGCACUCGCGAGGGGAAGGACACAGUCAAGCUGAAACAGUUCAAUCUCAAGGCCGAUGCAGCUGCCCCUGCUUGUCAAGGGGGUGGUGGAGGAAAUGUACUAAAGGCACCUGUUUGCCGUAAGAAGGAUAAGUAUGCACCUGGAGACAAACCCCUCCCAGCUCCAAGCCCAGAUUCUGGGGUGUGUAGCCCCCCUGCCACUCCUCCACCCGUCAACAAGGAGGUUUUCUACAUUGAAAUGCCUCGGCCAUCUGAGGGACCAGAAUUUGAAUGUGACAGGCUUUAAAAACAUUGUAUUUGUUGUACGGUAACCAUAUGCUGCCAUUUUACAAGAAGAGGCUUUGACUUUAGUCAAAUAUUUGAGCUAGUCUAUGAUUAUGAUGAAAUAUGUCGGAAGCAAACAAACCAAUGUAUACAUAUUUUUUUCCAGUUGUAUAAUCUUUCAUGUAGUUGUUAUUGUCAUAUUUCCUAGACUGUUAAAUAUACUGUAAAUAUACUGGGGUGUGUAGCCCCCCUGCCACUCCUCCUCCACCCGUCAACAUAGAGAUUUUCUACAUUAUAAUGCCUCAGCCAUCCGAGGGAC
Molecule: messenger RNA, 1548 nt
Organism: Hypomesus transpacificus
Lineage: Eukaryota; Metazoa; Chordata; Actinopteri; Osmeriformes; Osmeridae
Gene: opn6a
Product: opsin 6, group member a
Exons: 6
Coding region: 1-1251 (416 amino acids)
Biological process (GO): G protein-coupled receptor signaling pathway
Cellular component (GO): membrane
Molecular function (GO): G protein-coupled receptor activity
Source: RefSeq, a predicted model, not a curated record